Messenger RNA from Aplysia californica (California sea hare), 1162 nucleotides. Its product is annotated as tyrosine-protein phosphatase 10D. Gene Ontology annotation, biological process: protein dephosphorylation. Lineage: Eukaryota; Metazoa; Mollusca; Gastropoda; Aplysiida; Aplysiidae. The record is from RefSeq and is a predicted model, not a curated record. Gene Ontology annotation, molecular function: protein tyrosine phosphatase activity.
UACAACAACAAAUGAUUUUUCUCGUCCAGUCCCCCCAGCGCCUCAAGAGACCCAGGAUAAGCCAUUGGUCAACGGAGUCCGGCCAAGCAACGCGGACGCCACACGGGCCAUUAUGGUCUCACUGCCCAGUCGCUUCCUGUGUGACGUCAGCUACGGUCGGCUUAAAGAACGGGGAGUUCUGGUGCACGAAGGAGAGCGACCUCCACAAAACGAGGCGGCUGUAGACGGAGUCCUGGCGGACAUCCAAGCCGGAAGGUCCACAGAAAGACACGGCAGACUACCGUCCGGCAGCGUCAGACCUGUGCUCAUGGACGCUCAGUCCCUGCUCUGUUCCGUCAAAGAAAAUGCUGUGAGUCAGUACCUCAUCGGAGGGGACGAGAACUGCAACCACUCCACCUGCAACUAUCCCCUCAAGCCUGGGCACACCUACAGACUUCAAGCGUUCGCCUGCACAAACGCUGGUUGCACCAGGACUAGAUGGUCCCAUCCAGUCAGAACAGGCCCGUGUCCUUGAGCAAGUUCAUGGAACAUGUGGAGAUGAUGCAUAAAGAUUCCAACCUUCUCUUUUCAGAGGAAUACAAGCGACCACGCUCGGGUCAAACUUCUGCCAACUGAUGACGAUGACUCUUCCGACUACAUCAACGCCAGCUUCAUACCGGGUUUCCGAGGACCCCGCGAGUACAUCGCUGCCCAAGGCCCACUGCCCAGCACCACAGAGGACUUCUGGCGUAUGGUGUGGGAGAAUGGGGUGACCGCCGUGGUCAUGUUGACGCAGUGUGUGGAGAGGGGGAAGGUGAAGUGUGAGGAGUACUGGCCGGCCGACCCAUCCACCCCUGUCUACUUUGGUGAUCUUCACGUGACCUUGAGGUCAGCUUCCGUACUUCCGGACUACGUCAUCAGGGUCAUGGACGUCAAGCUGUGGUGCACUGCAGUGCUGGCGUGGGCAGAACUGGGACCUUCAUCGCCCUGGACAUCCUGCUUCAGCAGAUCCGGACUGAUGACAUCAGCACAGUGGACAUUUUCGGCCUGGUUCUCUCCAUGAGGAAAAACAGACCACUGAUGGUGCAGAGAGAGAACCAAUACAUCUACAUCUACGACUGUCUGAGGGACGCCAUGAUGGAUGAGUCAGAGGACGAGGCGUCCGUAGCAACACUUGACGACC